Cylindrotheca closterium is the source of this 1080-nucleotide messenger RNA. Lineage: Eukaryota; Bacillariophyta; Bacillariophyceae; Bacillariales; Bacillariaceae. The record is from the annotation of a GenBank genome assembly.
AUGCCUGAAGCGGAAGAAACUCCUGUAGCCACAGAGAUGGAGCCGCCAUUUGAAGAGGACGCUGUGUCUGAAGGUGACGAAAAAUCAGCAACCGAUUCAAUGGCGGAUUUACCUCAAGAAGAAGAAGAAAAGAAAGAGGGAACACCUAAAGAUGGAGAUGGAAUUACCAGCACGUCCCAGAUCUUAAAGGAGGACUUUUCUAAAUACAAGACAAAGGUUGCCUACCGUCUUGCGAAAGCACUGGAAGAAAUGCCAACAGAUAGUGCUUAUCGUAGCCCUGAUCUCGUACCGCUGGCUACAGACUUUCAAACUAUGAGAAAGAAGCUGCGUUCAUUGAUUACAUCCGCCAAAGCUUAUCAAAGUGCAACUCUGAAGGUACAGGAUGCUCGAUCCAAGUUGUAUCAAGAGUACGCUAUCUUGUCAAAAGAUACUCCUAUCUACGAUUACGUGGGCAAGGAGCUCGACCAAGAUGCUCUAAUGGCUCUGAACGACUCAGGGAAUGGAAAAUCAAAUGCCACUGCUGAGGAAUUGGAACUUCAGGCAAAAUCAGCCUUGAAGCUAAACGAUCAAGGUGUGCCAUCGUUGGCUUCCAUUCAACAGCUCGCUACGUUGCACGAGAAAACCAACGCAGUAGACUACCAACGUCACAUCUUGGAUUACAUCAAUGAGUGGGAAGAAGUAGUCACUACGAAGAUUGAAUCAGAGCUUGCUAUGGUAAAAAAGUUGCAACAAGACAGAUUGCACUAUGAGAAAAAGAUCGAGGGACUUCGAAAGAAAUCGGUACAAGCAGAGAACAAGGGAAAGAAAUUAUCUGCUUCGCAAGAAGACAAACUUAACCGUAAUGAGAAGAAACUCAAAGAUGCAUGGCAACUUCACGAACAAAAGGCUGCCGAGGCUUGCUUUUUGAUUGAGCAAGUUACCUUACAUGGGUGGAAGGACUUUUAUCCUUUGGUUAAGAACACCAUGAAGUGGGAAGUGAACCGACUUGGAAGAGAAAAUGUCACAUAUGGAAGAUUGCCCGCGACUUUGGAAGCCAUGAAGGCCAGUUAUUUGGCACAGACGGACAAUGAAAAGAACUAA